Trichechus manatus latirostris (Florida manatee) is the source of this 3237-nucleotide messenger RNA. It is a transcript of the gene LRRTM4, whose product is annotated as leucine rich repeat transmembrane neuronal 4. NCBI's taxonomy places the organism in Eukaryota, Metazoa, Chordata, Mammalia, Sirenia, Trichechidae. The transcript is spliced from 4 exons. The coding region runs from base 472 to 2244 and encodes 590 amino acids. Gene Ontology annotation, molecular function: protein binding. The record is from RefSeq and is a predicted model, not a curated record. Gene Ontology annotation, cellular component: extracellular matrix.
AGGCUCACUUGUUCCCGUCUUUAAUGUGCAAUCUGUUUUCUCCAGCGGAGGGCACUCAGUGUAUCACAAACUCAAGCAUUAGCACCAACAAGCUCUGAGCAUCAUCAGUCUCUGGAAAGCCUUCUGAAUUAGACAAGGGCUGCCUCUCAGCACAGCUACCAAACGCUUUAAACCUGACCAGCUAAAUGGAUAAACCUAGCCUGCAUAGCUUUUAAACUGGGGUCUCCUACAGCACAGGAGGCCUACUUGAUUCAAGAACUGGAAAUCCAGACAAUGAAUUGCUUUAUCUGGGAAUGGCAAAAGCCAGCACAAUAAGGAAUGCCAGUUUGCAUGGAGCUACUAGCUUACAUGCGGGAUCAGGAUGGUGUGAAUGACAACCGCACGAUGACAUGAAGGUGGUGAUGAUUUCAGCAAGAAAGACCAAAUAAGAAGAAAGCUGAGAGAGGGGGAAACGUUUUUGGAUGACAAAGGAUGGGUUUCCAUUUAAUUACACAGCUAAGAGGCAUGAGUGUGGUGCUCGUGCUGCUUCCUACACUGCUGCUUGUUAUGCUCACGGGGGCUCAGAGAGCUUGCCCAAAGAACUGCAGAUGUGAUGGCAAAAUUGUGUACUGUGAGUCUCAUGCUUUCGCAGAUAUCCCAGAGAACAUUUCUGGAGGGUCACAAGGCUUAUCAUUAAGGUUCAACAGCAUUCAGAAACUCAAAUCCAAUCAGUUUGCCGGCCUUAACCAGCUUAUAUGGCUUUAUCUUGACCAUAAUUACAUUAGCUCAGUGGAUGAAGAUGCAUUUCAAGGGAUCCGUAGACUGAAAGAAUUAAUUCUAAGCUCCAACAAAAUUACCUAUCUGCACAAUAAAACAUUUCACCCAGUUCCCAAUCUCCGCAAUCUGGACCUCUCAUACAAUAAACUUCAGUCACUGCAAUCCGAACAAUUUAAAGGCCUUCGGAAGCUCAUCAUUCUGCACUUGAGAUCGAACUCACUAAAGACUGUGCCGAUAAGAGUUUUUCAAGACUGUCGAAAUCUAGACUUUCUGGAUUUGGGUUACAAUCGUCUUCGAAGCUUGUCCAGAAAUGCUUUUGCUGGCCUCUUAAAGUUAAAGGAGCUCCAUCUGGAGCACAACCAGUUUUCCAAGAUCAACUUUGCUCAUUUUCCACGUCUCUUCAACCUCCGCUCAAUUUACUUACAAUGGAACAGAAUACGCUCCAUUAACCAAGGUUUGACAUGGACUUGGAGUUCCUUGCAUAAUUUGGAUUUAUCAGGGAAUGACAUCCAAGGAAUUGAGCCGGGCACAUUUAAAUGCCUGCCCAAUUUGCAAAAAUUGAAUUUGGAUUCCAACAAGCUUACCAACAUCUCACAGGAAACCGUCAAUGCGUGGAUAUCAUUAAUAUCCAUCACCUUGUCUGGAAAUAUGUGGGAAUGCACUCGUAGCAUUUGUCCUCUAUAUUAUUGGCUUAAGAAUUUCAAAGGAACUAAGGAGAGCACCAUGAUAUGUGCAGGACCUAAGCAUAUCCAGGGUGAAAAGGUCAGUGAUGCCGUGGAAACCUAUAAUAUCUGUUCUGAAGUCCAGGUGGUUAACACAGAGAGAUCACACCUGGUGCCCCAAACUCCCCAGAAGCCUCUGACUGUCCCUAAACCUACCGUCUACAAACCUGACAUCACUCAUCCCACCCUUGACACACCAAGCCCUUCCCCGGGGUUUCUGAUUCCUGGCACAGAGCAAGAGUACGAGCACGUUUCAUUCCACAAAAUCAUUGCAGGGAGUGUGGCUCUCUUUCUCUCCGUGGCCAUGAUCCUCUUGGUAAUCUAUGUGUCUUGGAAACGCUACCCAGCCAGCAUGAAACAACUUCAGCAACACUCUCUAAUGAAGAGGCGACGGAAAAAGGCCAGAGAGUCUGAAAGACAAAUGAAUUCCCCUUUACAGGAGUAUUAUGUGGACUACAAGCCUACAAACUCUGAGACCAUGGAUAUAUCGGUUAAUGGAUCUGGGCCCUGCACAUAUACCAUCUCUGGCUCCAGGGAAUGUGAGAUCCCACACCACGUGAAGCCCUUGCCGUAUUACAGCUACGACCAGCCGGUGAUCGGGUACUGCCAGGCUCACCAGCCUCUCCACGUCAACAAGGACUACGAGACCAUGUCUCCGGAGCAGGACGAAGCCCCCAGCCUAGAGCUAGGGCGCGACCACAGCUUCAUAGCCACCAUUGCCAGGUCGGCUGCUCCGGCCAUUUAUCUUGAGAGAAUAACAAACUAAUGAGAAGAAGCCAACUCCUCACUGGGGAACUCAGCGGGGGGAGGGAGGGCCUUCAUCUUAAAGGAGAAUGGGUGUCCAAAACCGCGCAAUCAAGCAAGCUCAUCAUUCCUGUUAAAACAUUUAUGAAUUAGAGAAAAACAAAAACUGCUUACGGAGGGCAGCGGAUGCACCUGCAGUACAGCCGGGAGAACUACAGAACUUUCUUUGCUUUAAAACAUAAAACAAGCGAACAAACAAAAAAUACUCCUGGAUGUAAAUAGUAAGAGUGUCAAGUUCUUAUAAAAAUAGAUGUCACUCUAGCUACAUAUAGGUUGGUUUGUAUAUUUGAUUUUUCUACACUGCAUGGUUCCUGGGCUGGAGAACCACGGGGGGUGGGGGGAGGGAGGGACUGGGGAAGGGGAACAGGCAACAAUACAGUUUUCCUUGUUAGGUGUGUGUAACUUUCACAGACUUUAUUUCAAUUGUUUUCAUUUAUUUUUCUUUGAAACAAUGUUGUUUGUUCUUGUUUGGUUUGUUUUAAUUCUACUUUUAUUUUUUUCCUGGUCAAGUGAUACUGUGUCUAACUCUAAACAUGAGCAUUAAAGCUUAUGUUGUGCCAAAAGAAAAUUUGCUUUACCACAAAACACCAAGAAAAAAGUUGACCACACCAAGUCUGACAAAACUACUGGAAUGCAAAUCCAACAAAAACUGGGUGAAUGUUCCUUCAAGACGCACACUGUUCAUAGUGUGAGGAGUUUUGAUUGGGUUCCCAUGGCUGUCCUGCACUCGGAGCUUUUGUUGUGUCAGGAGUCCAAAGGAAACCUCUGUGAAGACCUUGGAUGGAGAAGACCAGUAGUUACUCCCUUGUGGACCAGUGGGAUUAGAAGAACAACAGCCGUGUGGUCAAUGAGUGAAACUGCCAACAAAUUUCUAAAUACAAGAUGAUACGUAACAUUGCUUUAAAAAUGAAUUAUCAAUUAGUUUUUGUGUAGUUUUUAUCAAUAAAAGAAAAAA